This is a messenger RNA of Colias croceus (clouded yellow), 942 nucleotides long. RefSeq names its product probable methylthioribulose-1-phosphate dehydratase. The transcript has 6 exons. The coding region runs from base 170 to 880 and encodes 236 amino acids. Gene Ontology annotation, molecular function: methylthioribulose 1-phosphate dehydratase activity; metal ion binding. Gene Ontology annotation, cellular component: cytoplasm. Lineage: Eukaryota; Metazoa; Arthropoda; Insecta; Lepidoptera; Pieridae. The record is from RefSeq and is a predicted model, not a curated record.
UUGUAUAAUUUUCUUAUUUUAAUAUUUCUUAUCAGUUAUCUUAUUUGUAGGUAUAUCUAAUGCUGUAAAUAUAUAGCGAACAGCGUAAUUUAAUUAUAAUAAUUUGAAUAACAUAUGGUGAUAAGUGAUUUCGUAAAAUCUUAAAGUAAUUGUUAUCUCGUUUAAUAAGAUGUCUCAACUGGGCCCUAAACGAUUAAGUCUAUUACAGGAACACCCAAGAAAUCUCAUACCAGAGCUAUGCUCCCAAUUCUACCACUUAGGAUGGGUUACAGGAACAGGAGGUGGAAUUUCUAUUAAAGAAGGGGAUAAAAUAUACAUUGCACCAUCAGGAGUGCAAAAGGAAAGAAUGAAACCUGAUGACCUUUUUGUGCAAACCAUCACGGAUGAAGAUUUAGAGCUGCCACCUCCAGAAAAGAAAUUAAAGAAAAGUCAAUGUACGCCACUAUUCAUGCUAGCAUACCGCAACCGUGGGGCAGGGGCUGUAAUCCAUACACAUUCACCACACGCAGUUAGAUGCACACUUUUGUAUGACAAGGAGUUUGUUAUUACUCAUCAGGAAAUGAUUAAGGGUAUAAAAGACGCCAAACUGGGACGCUACCUAUGCUUCGAUGAGAAACUCGUAGUUCCUAUUAUAGAGAAUACUCCUUUUGAAAAAGAUCUUGCAGGCAGUCUAGGAGAGGCGUUAGAAAAAUAUCCUGGAACUAGUGCAGUUCUUGUUAGACGACAUGGCGUCUAUGUGUGGGGUGAUACAUGGCAACAAGCAAAGACCAUGACUGAAUGCUAUGACUAUUUAUUUGAAAUGGCAGUAGAAAUGAAGAAAUUAGGAUUAGAUCCAGCUUUCAAUCCUGAAACGGGAAAAGUAGAAAACGGAUCAAGUUAAGAAAUUUAAUUUACAAGAAAGGUACAUAUUUUAGAAACAUAGUUUAUAGGUACAUUGUUAAA